This is a messenger RNA of Asparagus officinalis (garden asparagus), 1521 nucleotides long. RefSeq names its product protein SRG1-like. Bases 1 to 1185 code for a protein of 394 amino acids. Lineage: Eukaryota; Viridiplantae; Streptophyta; Magnoliopsida; Asparagales; Asparagaceae. The transcript is spliced from 4 exons. The record is from RefSeq and is a predicted model, not a curated record.
AUGGGCAUUGAAGCUGAAAAUGUGAGCACAAUAAUAGCAGGAGAAGAAAUUAAAUUUGGGAAAUCGAUUCCAGUAGAUAGCGUUCAAGAGAUUGUGAGGAAAGACCCUGAAAACAUCCCAGAGAUAUAUUUAAGAGAAAUGCAGGGUUCUGUGGUGCCUCAUCUUUCUUUGGAAAUACCUGUAAUUGAUCUGUCAUUGCUUUCUGAAGCUGAUGAAGGCGAGCUCAGCAGGCUCGAUAUUGCUUGUAGAGAAUGGGGAUUCUUUCAGGUAAUCAAUCACGGAAUAUCACCUGAGGUGCUUCAAAAUCUGAAGAGUGUUGUAUCCAAAUUUUUUGAGCUUCCAUUUGAGCAGAAGAAGAAAUAUUCGAUGGCAACCGAUGACAUUCAAGGGUACGGGCAACUCUAUGUAGUUUCUGAACAGCAAAAGCUAGAUUGGGCAGAUGUAUUUGCUCUGCUAAUAUAUCCUAUGAAGCUCAGAAAUAUGAGUUACUGGCCCUCGGAACUGACUUCAUUUGCCAUCGUGUUAGAAUCUAGCCUUGCUAUUUCUUCAAAAGUUAAUACUUCAUUGCUUGCGCCUUUCACAAUUGGCAUUCAAAUAAGCAGAGAAGCCGUUGAAGUGUACUCGAUGGAAGCUAACAGGGUAUCAAAAGAGCUCAUCUCAGCUAUAUCUAAGCUAAUGGGAAUGGAGAAAGAUGAGCUAUGGAGGAUUCACAAUGAAGUGAUGCAAGCCAUGCGUGUGAAUUAUUACCCUACGUGUUGCAACCCUGAUAAAGUUGUAGGAGUGAGCCCACACUCUGAUUCCAGCACCUUAACUGUAUUGCUGCAAGAUGAUGAGGUUACUGGCCUCCAAGUUAGGCAUCAUGGUGGGUGGGUCCCUGUGAAGCCAAUACCAAAUGCACUUGUGCUGAAUGUUGGCGAUGCUCUUGAGGUGUUCAGCAACGGAAGGUACAAAAGCAUCGAGCACAGGGCAAUGACGAACAAGAGCGCGCCGAGGAUUUCAAUAGCCUCGUUCAUCUGUCCGCAGGAUAAUGUGGAGCUCAUGCCGCCGGACGCCGGAGCCCAUCGCCGCCACCGGCAUAAGCCCAAGUACAAAAAGAUUGCCUACGGAGAAUACCUGAGGAGCACAAUGAGGAGAAAAUUGAAUGGAAAAUCAAAUAUCGAACUUAUAAAGCUAGACGAAGAGUGAAGCUUGGCGGAUAGAUUGAAAACCUUGGAGCUGAAUUAUUGUUGGUUUAAUGGUGUUUUAUGAUUUAUGAGCUUGACAUGCAUAUGUGGUUGAAGCAAUAAUACUGGGGGCAAGAUUAUUAUUAUUUUUUACUUCUUUUUUCCCCAUCAAUCAUGUUUUAUUAUAUUAUUAUGAGGUUUUGCGUGGUCAACGGUCAACGCGUUACAAGCUCAUCUUACGUGUUGGGAAUUUACGCCAAAACCUCUAAACAGCAGAAACGCGGAGGUUCGGCAACUGCCUACGUCCUCGGGAGCCACACAGUAAAUUUCUUAUUUAAUCAAACAAGAAAUUACAAAG